Messenger RNA from Lentinula edodes (shiitake mushroom), 771 nucleotides. RefSeq names its product ankyrin repeat-containing domain protein. Gene Ontology annotation, cellular component: cytoplasm. The record is from RefSeq and is a predicted model, not a curated record. The transcript is spliced from 3 exons. Gene Ontology annotation, molecular function: protein binding. Lineage: Eukaryota; Fungi; Basidiomycota; Agaricomycetes; Agaricales; Omphalotaceae. The coding region runs from base 1 to 771 and encodes 256 amino acids.
AUGCAUGACAAUUGGCACACUAAAUAUCCUAAACUUGGAAAUUAUGCAGAUAGAGUUGCCAAAGCCAUAUGGGCUACAUUAUCAAAGUUCCAGGAAUUUGAUUUUCAAAAGUCAAACUUUGAACUUUCAAAAGUUUUCAAGGUCAUUUCCUCAUCCCAAGUGGGGACUCUAUUUGUAAAGGGUACAAUAGAUUAUUGGAACCAUCUUGUUUCCAAUAAUAAAUCUCAAAUAAUUUCAAAAUGCUUUGAGUACUCCAAGUCACAGAUAAUAGGGGGAAUUGAUUUUGAAGAUUUGGGAAUAACCAAGAAGUGGACAGAUAAUGCACUAGUGAAGGCAGUGUCAAUGAAAUACUUAGAAAUGACUAAAGUUCUUGUGGAAAAAAUUUCAGAUGUCAAUACACAGGGAGGGGAGUACGAGAAUACACUACAGGCAGCAGCAUAUGAUGGAAAUCCAGAUAUAGUCAAGUUUCUUGUAGAGAACAAUGCAAAUCUCAAUGCAGAAGAAGGAUUUUUUGAAAAGGCAAUGCAGGCAGCAGUAUAUAAGGGAAAUCUGGAUAUAGUCAAGUUUUUUGUUGAGAAAAAUGUGGAUGUCAAUGCACAGGGAGGGGGAUAUGGGACUGCACUGCAAGCAGCAGCAUAUAGGGGAAAUCUAGCUACAGUCAAGUUUCUUGUGGAGAAAAAUGCAAAUGUCAAUGCACAGUUUGACCAAGUCCAGCUCCCAAGGAUUGACCCAAGAUCAGGAAGUGCCAGGCUGAAAGAAAACAUUGCGUAG